AUGAAAGGUGAUGGAUCGUUUCUACCAACCAUACAAGCAUCAUUUGAACACGAUACUCUCGUCGCUGGACAAGAUAAUAAAGUACAUAUAUCCGGAAAAUUUUCGGAAGAUGUCACCGAAAGUACCAUUGUUGCGGUUACAUUUUAUCAUGUAUCAAAUCCAAAUUUUUCAAUAGGCUACACUAGUACUGUUGGUUGUACUGGAAAAGGAUGUAAAAUUAAAGCUGGUGACCCGUUUACUCAAACGGUGGAUGUUCAAUUACCAGACAACAAAGAUACGUACCUUAUGGUAGUUGAGGUUUCAAAUUCAAGUACUGAUAUAGGCUGUACAUUAACUCUUGUUACAGUUUAG
This is a messenger RNA of Funneliformis mosseae, 351 nucleotides long. NCBI's taxonomy places the organism in Eukaryota, Fungi, Glomeromycota, Glomeromycetes, Glomerales, Glomeraceae. The record is from the annotation of a GenBank genome assembly.